Boleophthalmus pectinirostris (great blue-spotted mudskipper) is the source of this 2835-nucleotide messenger RNA. RefSeq names its product unc-5 netrin receptor Db (gene unc5db). The coding region runs from base 1 to 2835 and encodes 944 amino acids. Gene Ontology annotation, cellular component: membrane. The transcript is spliced from 17 exons. Gene Ontology annotation, biological process: netrin-activated signaling pathway. Lineage: Eukaryota; Metazoa; Chordata; Actinopteri; Gobiiformes; Gobiidae. The record is from RefSeq and is a predicted model, not a curated record. Gene Ontology annotation, molecular function: netrin receptor activity; protein binding.
AUGGAAACCGAGGAACAUCCCGCCAUAGACGUAUGUCCCCCGGCAGCAGCGGACCCUGGCUCGGACUCGGCUCCCUCGGUCCAGAACACGCUCCCUCACUUCCUCCAGGAGCCAGAGGACGCCUACAUCGUCAAGAGUAACCCCAUCAAGCUCCGGUGCAGGGCCGCUCCCGCCUUACAGAUCUUCUUCAAGUGCAAUGGAGAGUGGGUGCACCAGAACGAGCACUUCUCCCACGAGUACAAAGAUCUCAACACCGGGCUGAAGGUGCGUGAGGUGAUGAUCAACGUGUCCCGGCAGCAGGUGGAGGACUUCCAUGGGCCUGAGGAUUACUGGUGCCUCUGCGUCGCCUGGAGCCAUUUAGGAACGUCCAAAAGCAGGAAAGCCUCUGUCCGCAUCGCAUACCUCCGGAAGAACUUCGAGGAGGACCCCCAGGGCAAAGAGGUCCCCAUCAACGGCAUGAUCGUUCUGCACUGCCGCCCGCCCGAGGGAGUACCCGUGGCUGAGGUGGAGUGGAUGAAGAACGAUGAGCUGCUCCACCCCGACGAGAGCACCGACCUCCGCGCUGACCACAACCUCAUCAUCAGCCAGGCCCGUCUCUCCCACUCCGGAAACUACACCUGCCUCGCCUCCAACAUCGUGGCCAAGAGACGCAGCGCAACAGCCGCAGUCAUAGUCUUUGUGAACGGCGGCUGGUCACUGUGGACAGAGUGGUCGGCGUGCAAUGUGCCGUGUGGGCGGGGCAUACAGAAGAGGUCGAGGACGUGCACUAACCCCGCCCCCCUGAACGGUGGAGCCUUCUGUGAGGGCAUGUCGGUGCAGAAGAUCACCUGCAAUGCUCUGUGUCCUGUUGACGGCGGCUGGGACGAGUGGAGUGAGUGGACGGUGUGCAGCAGUCAGUGUGAGAGACAGCGCAGUCGUGAGUGUAACUCUCCAGCCCCACGGCACAGAGGCAAGAUGUGUGAGGGGAGCAGCCAGGCCCACGAGAACUGCACCAACGGACUGUGCACACAGAAUCGAAAGCUCCUACAUGACGUUAAACCUGAAAGUAUGGACAGCUCCAACGACGUGGCCCUGUACUCCGGCCUGGGCGCGGGCAUCAUCGCGGUGGCUAUCUUGGUGGUGGCAGUGAUGCUCUACAGGAAGAACCACAGCGAAUACGGGGUAGACGUGGACUCCUCUGCGCUCAGUGGGGGGUUCCAGUCUUUCAACUUCAAGACCACCAGACAAGGAAACGCUCUCCUCCUGAACUCCUCCAUCCAGCCGGACCUGACCGUGAGCAGAACCUACAGCACGCCUCUGUGUUUCCAGGACGGGGCGGAUAAGGAGCUGUUCGACCCCCUCCCCGACAUUAAGGUCAAAGUCCAGUCGUCCUUCAUGGUUUCUCUGGGAGUAGCCGAGCGGGCCGAGUACCACAACAAGCCCCCGUCGGACACCUACCCGAGGGACGUGAGCCGGGACUACAGCGGCACGGCGGAGCGGCGGAAGAAGGGCCUGAUGACUCUGAACGGGCCUGUGGGUUUGUGUAAGGAGCAGCAGAAGAUCAGCGGAGUGUUCGGCCACAACGGGGGACGCCUGGUGGUGCCUAAUACUGGAGUGAGUGUGCUGGUGCCUCACGGCGCUGUGCCUGAGGACAACACGUGGGACAUGUACAUGGCCAUCACUCCUCCAGAGGCCAGUCUGCAGACGCUGGAGGGCUGUGAGGUGCUCCUGGGCCCCGAGGUGACGUACGGGCCUCCUGGGUUAGAGCUGCUCAGUCCAGUGGCUCUGACCGUGGCUCACUGCGCAGAGAUGGACUCCGCCGAGCACUGGAACAUUCAACUCAAGAGGAGGACCCAGGACAGCAAGUGGGAGGAAGUGAUGACGGUGGACGAGGAGUGCACUUCCUGUUACUGCCUGAUGGACUCGGCGAGCUGUCACCUGCUGUUGGACGCACCAGGCUCGUACGCCCUGGUGGGGGAGCCGCUGAGCCAGGCCGCGGUCAAGAGGCUAAAGCUGGCAGUGUUUGGAGCUCUGGAGGGGCCCCUGAGCUACGGGCUGAGGGUCUACUGUGUGGACGACACGCCACACGCUUUUCAGGGAGUGGUGUGGGCGGAGCGGAGCAGAGGAGGUCAGCUGUUGGAGGAGCCUCAGACGUUGCCUUUCAGAGCGAGUUCCUUCAGUCUGCAGGUGUCCAUCCAGGACGUGCCCCACUUCCUCUGGAGCAUCAAGCCCUUUACCACAUGUCAGGAAUUCUCCUUCUCCCAAGUGUGGUGCAGUAACCAGUCCCCCCUGCACUGUGCCUUCUCCCUGGAGAGAUUCAGCCCGGCCACCGCACAGCUCUCCUGCAAAAUCAGCGUCAGGCAGGUCAAAGGUCACGAGCAGAUCCUGCAGGUCUACACGUGCGUGGCAGAGAGUGAAAAGGAGCCUUUGCCAUUCUUCAGCCAGUCGGACUGCACGGUGACCACCCAGAGCGGGCCGCGCGCCUUCCGGAUCCCCCCCUCCAUCCACCAGAGGAUCUGCGCCACCUUCGACACUGCCAACGCCGCGGGCAACGACUGGCAGCUGCUCGCCCGCAAGCUGCACCUGGACCGAAAUCUUGGUUACUUUGCGAAGCAGUCGAGUCCGUCCGCAGUCCUCCUCAGUCUGUGGGAGGCCAGGCACCAGGACAGCGCUGAUCUGGACUCUCUCGCCAGCGCUCUGGAAGAAAUCGGCAAAAUCCACAACACCAAAACCAACAACAAGGAGCACCGCCAGGAAGAAUCGGACUCUAACCACAUAGACACCGGAAGUUUGUGUCGAAUAGAACAACUCGGAACGCACGAAACGGAGGAGCAGGUGUCGGAAUAUACCGGAUAA